Molecule: messenger RNA, 1725 nt
Organism: Lodderomyces pseudojiufengensis
Lineage: Eukaryota; Fungi; Ascomycota; Pichiomycetes; Serinales; Debaryomycetaceae
Gene: AGP3
Product: Agp3p
Exons: 1
Coding region: 1-1725 (574 amino acids)
Biological process (GO): amino acid transmembrane transport
Cellular component (GO): membrane
Molecular function (GO): amino acid transmembrane transporter activity
Source: RefSeq, a predicted model, not a curated record
AUGAGUCAAGAGUUACAUGAAACAAAUUCUUCGUACCGAAGGAAUUACAAUAAUGAGAAAAGUGCAAGGAAUGAAGAUGUGGUCAUUCAUAACUAUGAUAAUGCAAUAAAUGAUGAUGAUACCCCUGAAUUUAAAGAAAAGAAUAAUAUUGAACUGAUUAAUUCAAGACGUUACGUUGAUGAAACAUCAAGUUUUUCUGAAGAUUCAAAUGAUGGGAAAGAUAAAUUUGAACUUAAACAAGGUCUUAAAGAUAGACAUUUAUCGUUAUUGGCUUUAGCAGGUAUUAUUGGACCAGGUAUUAUGGUUGGUGCAGCUUCUGCAUUAGCUGAGGGACCAGCUGCAAUUCUUAUAGGUUUUAUUGUUAUGGGUAUAAUUGCGUUUACUAUGAUACAAAGUGCUGCUGAAUUAGCUGUUCAAUAUCCCAAAGGUAAUAUUUUCAUAUCAAUUGGUUCGAGAUUUGUGGAUCCCGCAUAUGGUGGUGCAGUUGGGUGGUAUUAUGUCAUUAUAUGGGUUUGUGUUUUAGCAAAUGAGUAUAAUUCUGUUAGUUCGCUUUUACAAUAUUGGAACCCCAAUGUACCAUUAUAUGGAUUUAUUUUAAUUUUUUGGAUGGGUUUUAAUUUUAUUUCUUUACUUCCAGUUGAAUAUUUUGGAGAAAUAGAGUUUUGGUUAGCGUUAUUCAAAUUAGUAGGGCUUGUGGCUUUUUACAUUUUUACAAUUAUUUAUUGUGCUGGUGGAGUGAAAGGUCAAAAAGCAUUUGGUUUUCAUUAUUGGAAUGAUCCUGGUCCUUUUGCUAGAGGCUUUGCUUCAGUUGCUUCAUGUUUAACUUUUGCUUCUACUUUUUAUAGUGGUACUGAAAUUGUGGCUAUUUGUGUUGGGGAAACUAAAAAUCCUAAAAAGGCAGUUCCAACGGCAAUUCGUCAAACUUUUUGGAGAAUUUUAAUUGUUUAUAUUGGUAUUGCUUUAAGUUAUGGAAUUACAGUUCCUUAUAAUGAUGAAAGGUUAAGUGCUGAUUCGAAAUCUUUGAAAAGUCCAAUGAGUAUUGCUCUUGCAAGAGCAGGUUGGUCUGGAGGAGUCAAUCUCAUCAAUGCCUUUAUCGUGGUAAUUAUCGUAUCUGCUGCCAACAGUAGUAUCUAUACAGCUUCAAGAACUAUACAUGCACUUGCAAGACAUGGUAUGGCCCCAAGGUUUUUCAAAAAGUUGAAUCGCUACCAAACGCCAUAUUUUGCUGUUUUAUUUGCAAAUGUUUUAGGUCUAAUUUCAUUGAUCAACCAGGGUAAAGGAGCCAGGGAAGCAUAUGGUUAUAUUGUAAACCUACUGGGAGUGGCUCUAUUUGUCGUGUACGCAUCGGUGUGUUUCUAUCAUAUCAGAUUUCGUCUAGCUUUACGGGCUCAAAAUAAAUCGAAGGAUGAAAUUUAUUAUAAGGCUUGGCUUUAUCCAUUUUUACCAAUUGCAGGUAUUGUUUUGAAUGUUAUUGUGGCACUUAUUCAAGGAUGGUCAUAUUUCAAGCCGUUUGUCGCAGGUUGGUGGGUUGAUUCCUAUAUAUUACUUCCAUUCUUUCCAAUCUUAUACUUUUUUUUGAAAAUAGUUAAAAGAACUAAAUGGGUUAAUUUGAAGGAUGUAGAUUUAGAAGUUGACAAAAGGGAAGAUGUUGAUGAAUAUUAUGAACCAGAAGAAGCAGAAUUAGGUGAAAAGAAAUUCAAAAGGUAUUACAAUUGGAUAUUUUGA